AUGGGAGUGAGUGAAAUGGAUAAAUACGUUGUGGAUAGUACUGAAGCCAAGAAUUGGGUGAUUUCUGGAAUUGCGUUAAGGGGUCCAUUGAAACCCAUCUUAACAACCAUUCCUGCAAGAAAAACUUGUGAUGAAAUCCAACAAUCACCAGAAGCAGAAGAAGAAUCUCAGUCCUGUUGUACUACUCCAACUUCACAAGGAUCAAGACUUCCAAGUAGAUUGGUAUGCCCACCUGCUCCAAAGAAGAGGAAACCUUCAUCAAGAUCAGCAUGUUACUACUUCAGUACUGGAGCUAGGGAAUUCUUUAUUCCACCUCAUGAUUUGGAUACUGUAUUCAGAAGACGUGCUGAGAAGGCCUAA
Messenger RNA from Oldenlandia corymbosa var. corymbosa, 360 nucleotides. Lineage: Eukaryota; Viridiplantae; Streptophyta; Magnoliopsida; Gentianales; Rubiaceae. The record is from the annotation of a GenBank genome assembly.